Molecule: messenger RNA, 2186 nt
Organism: Fundulus heteroclitus (mummichog)
Lineage: Eukaryota; Metazoa; Chordata; Actinopteri; Cyprinodontiformes; Fundulidae
Gene: soat2
Product: sterol O-acyltransferase 2
Exons: 16
Coding region: 119-1711 (530 amino acids)
Biological process (GO): cholesterol efflux; cholesterol metabolic process
Cellular component (GO): endoplasmic reticulum membrane
Molecular function (GO): cholesterol O-acyltransferase activity; cholesterol binding; fatty-acyl-CoA binding
Source: RefSeq, a predicted model, not a curated record
ACUGCAGAGAAAAUAGAGUAGGAAUCACAACAGUCGGGACAGACAUACUUAAAUAUUUGCCUGGAACAUCAUCUCAGUGGGAGUCAUCAUUUGGAGCAGUGCUGAGGACUUCUUAAACAUGACCUCCUCGGAGCCCCCUAAUGGACUCUGGAAUCGGAAAACCAAGACUCGGCAGCAAGAUGCCAAAUCCGAUCAAGCCAAGAGUCCGGAAAAUGUGCUGGAAGACCUGAUUGAGUGGGAAAAAUACAUGAAGAAGCUAAAGGUGAAAGUUUUAGAACAGGUCCAGGAUCAGCUCAAAGAUAUUCUUGACAAAGCUCUGACUGAGUCCAUUGAGCCUCCCGCCCACAUUCAAUCUGCACUGACUGGGAAAACGAAGAAGAAAGAGUCAACCAGAUCUCAAAGGAUGGAAGAUGGCAAAGUGUUUAUGGAGAGAGCGUCGCUGUUGGACGAACUGUUUGAGAUCAGCCACAUUCGGACCAUCUACCACAUGUUUAUCGCUGUGCUCCUCAUCUUCUGUCUGAGCACCUUGGCCGUCGACUACAUCGACCAGGGCAGGUUGGUUUUGGAGUUUGACUUGCUGUUCUACGCCUUUGGGAACAUGAGGACCGUCACCUGGGCCUGGCUCGCCAUGUUUGUUUACGCCCUCUUCGUGCCUUACUACAUCCUGCAGUUUUGGGGUUCUUUGUACCACAAAUUCCCCUCCAAGUUGGGUCUCACUCUGGGUGCGGGGCUGAUCUAUGCUGCCAUACAGACCUGCGUGCUUGGACUGUUCCCGAUCUACACGGUCGUGCAUCACCAGCUGCCUCCAGCUUCGCGCUUCAUUGUGAUUCUGGAGCAGAUUCGAUUCCAGAUGAAAACCUACUCGUUCAUUAGAGAAACGGCUCCUGUUAUCCUGAAGAACCCGCCAAAGGAAGGAGAGAAUCCCAGGUUUCCAACAAUUUCUAGCUACCUGUACUUCCUUUUCUGUCCAACACUCAUCUAUAGGGAAUUUUACCCUCGAAACAGACAAAUACGUUGGAAAUAUGUUGCUGUUACUCUUGGCAAGAUUUUUGGAUGCCUAUUUUAUGGAUACUUCAUCCUGGUGCGUCUUUGUAUACCUGUCUUCAGACCGGAGACCAACCAGCCUUUUAGUAAAAGAACCAUGGUUCUGGCUGUAUUUCAUUCCAUAUUACCAGGAAUAAUGCUCCUCCUGCUGUGUUUCUUCGCCUUCUUGCACUGUUGGCUCAACCUCUUCGGGGAGCUGCUGCGUUUUGCUGACAGGAUGUUUUACAAGGACUGGUGGAACUCUACAUCGUUUGCAAACUAUUAUCGUACCUGGAAUGUUGUGGUUCACGACUGGUUGUACUACUAUGGAUACAGAGACUUCCUCUGGCUGUCCAACAAGAGGUUCCGGACAGCGGCCAUGCUGUCCGUAUUCAUCGUCUCGGCUGUUGUCCAUGAAUAUGCUUUGGCCUUGGCCUUCGGCUUCUUCUACCCUGUCAUGUUCUGCCUCUUUGCAGUUUUUGGAGUGGCUUUCAACUUCACCAUGACUGAUAAACGACAGAGCCCCGUGUUCAACGUCAUCAUGUGGGCGUGUCUCUUCCUCGGCCAGGGUGUCCAGGUGUGUCUGUACUGCCAGGAGUGGUAUGCCCAGAUACACUGCCCGUCCACGGGGGAUAGCUUCUGGGAGCUGGUGAUGCCUCGAUCCUGGUCCUGCAGCUACCAGACAUGAAGCCACAUCUCUCCUUAUACUGGAGGAACUAAAGAAGGAAACUGGGGAUUUUUUUUUAUCAUGGACUGAAAAAAGGGAAGAGCAAGAGGAAGACAUCUUAAAAGGCAUAUAAAUAGACAUCUGCAGAUAUUUUCAAAGCUUUCCAUCUAUCUGAUAGGAUGUUCUUGGAUAAAUCUAAUUUUUGUUUUUGUUUUUACACUGAUAAGAUCACAGAGAGACGGAACAACACGACAGCAGAGAAUUAGUGACCACAGGUCAUUAGAAGUAGGUGUUUCUAUGUUGGAGCAGACCACUAUAUAAUUAGAUUACUUCAUGUAAUGCUAGACUGGUCACCUAAACAAUAAUUUACAAAAGGAAAGGAGCACUGUGUUUUCCAGAUAGUACAAGAUGCCUAAAUUUAAAUACACUGCAAAAACAGACUAAAUUUUACUAAAAAUAAGUUAAAAUGUUCUUGAAAUUAGUGUAUUUGCACUUU